Molecule: messenger RNA, 5371 nt
Organism: Panthera uncia (snow leopard)
Lineage: Eukaryota; Metazoa; Chordata; Mammalia; Carnivora; Felidae
Gene: SYNPO
Product: synaptopodin
Exons: 2
Coding region: 379-3165 (928 amino acids)
Biological process (GO): positive regulation of actin filament bundle assembly; modification of dendritic spine; spine apparatus assembly
Cellular component (GO): nucleus; spine apparatus; actin cytoskeleton
Molecular function (GO): actin binding
Source: RefSeq, a predicted model, not a curated record
GUGGGUGUGUGAGACCUGUGCCUCCAAACCCCAGCCAGUUCUCAGGGCCACCUUAAGGUGGACAAGUCUCAGAAAUUCAGCCCAGAACACCCAGCAUACGGUCUCAUCUGCUGUUUCUUUUCUCCCCGUGCAGAUAGAUCAUCUUGAAGGAGAGCCUCACAGACCAGACACAGGUUGAGAGGAGGGCUUGGGGGUCCACCACGCAACCCAGCCCAGGAGGACCCCACAGUUGGACCUUGCUGCAGCUCUGUGAGUUGGCUGAAGAAGAGAAAGCUGCAGAGAGCCAGAAGAGACCCCCGGAGAGGAGCAAAGACGCAUGCUCGCACAGGUGGCCGGCCUGGCCCCCACUUCUGUGCGUCUCUAAGGAGAGGCAGCACCAUGCUGGGUCCCCACCUCCCACCUGCCCCCCUGGGACCCAGCGAAGACAGGCCCACUCCCUGCACCUUCCGGAUCCCUGAUGGGAGCUACAGGUGUCUGGCCUUGGAGGCUGAGGAGAGCAGCGGUGAGGAGGGCCUUCAGGGAGAGGCAGGGCUCACGAACUUGGAUGAGGACAGGGUGGCCAGCAGGAAUGGGGACAGCUCUGCCUGCAGGGCCACCCAGGGGGCAGCAGAGCUGCCCAAGGCCCUGGGCAUCCAGGCACCCAGACACUCCAGAGAAGCACAAGGGGGGUCCCAGCAUGAUAACAAGGCCGGCCAGGACGGGAGCACGGUGAAGGCUCAGGGGGUGAUGACAACCAGCCCCGGCCCCAGCCGCAGCGCGGGGCCCAGGGUUGCCCAGAAACCAGCAUUGGCCCACAGCACCAGCCUCACUGAGAAAGAUCUGAAAGAGGCCAAGGCCUGGAGCCAGCAGAUCGCGGCACAGCUGACCACCCCGCCCAGCUCCAACUCCCGAGGCGUCCAGCUCUUCAACAGGCGUCGGCAGAGGGUGAACCAGUUCACCUUGGAGAACCCCGGCCCGAGGGAACGGGAACGGAAGCCCAGCCAGGAGUCCCUCAGAGUGCCCCCUGCCGGCCCUGCGGGCUACGCCUCGGGGCUCGGCCUGAGUCCCACCUCACCCCCUGAGCCAGGCCCUCCAAGGAACGGCGACCGCCAGAGCCCUGACACAGGGGUCCCCGCUCACACCAUGGAGGGGUGCUCAGAGAAAGCCAGCUUGCUGCGGCACCUGGAGAAGGUGGCCAGCGAGGAGGAGGAGGUACCGCUGGUGGUUUACUUGAAGGAGAACGCGGCCCUGCUGACAGCCAAUGGACUGCACCUGUCCCAGAACCGAGAAACCCAGCAGACCCCGCCAAGCCCGCCCGCGGCUGAGGCCCACAGCCCAGCUGUAGACGUCAACCAAAACGUUUCCUCACUCAGCGCCACCCUUAUCACGCCAGCCUCUAACAGCAACCACAGCCUGCCAGACGCAGACCACGCAGACGUCAACCAGAACCCCCCGGCCACUGUCGCCCCGCAGAGCCAGCAGCCCUCAGAAAGCCAGCUCCCUCCCAAUGGCACGGUGUCAGAUUCCAAACCCAGCACCCCGUGUGCCAGCGGGCAGCCCCCCGAGCCGGCUGCAGAGGUCAAAUCCAGCACCCUCCUCAUUGAUAAGGUGUCAGCUCCACCUACCAGCACCAACACCUUCUCCAGAGAAACUACUCCCGUCUCCAGCUCUGGGAUCCCAGCCCCAGAUUUCGCGUCCAGCUGCCUGCUCAUCGAUGUGCAGCCGGGCGUCCCAGCGGUGUCAGCGGAACCUGAGCCGUCUGGAUGGGCAGCCACGCCCACGCCCACCAAGCUAUACAGUGAGGUCCACUUCACACUGGCCAAGCCCCCAUCAGUGGUCAACAGGACCGCCAGGCCCUUUGGGAUCCAGGCUCCAGGGAGCACCGGCCAGGUGGAACGGAGCCCCAUGGUAGAGAGACGACAUCUCGGGGAGAAGGCCCGGGCUCCCCAGCCCUCAAGCGUGGUAGACAGGAGCCCUCGGCCACAGAGACAUGUGAUGCCCCACAGCCCCAUGGUGGAGAGGAGGCCCGUGGCACAGCGCAGCCCUGCCUUGGAGAGACGCCCCUUGGGGAACUUCACCCCACCCCCCACCUAUGCUGAAACCUUGUCCACGGCUCCCCUGGCUUCCCGGGGCAGGUCUCCCCCAUCCUACUCUGCCCUCUACCCCAGCUCUGACACCAAGCCUUCUCACCUGAAGGGCCAGGCAGCUCCGGCCAGCAAGACAGGCAUUUUGGAGGAGUCCAUGGCCCGCAGGGGCAGCCGGAAAUCCAUGUUCACCUUCGUAGAGAAGCCCAAGGUGACCCCGAACCCAGACCUGCUGGAUCUGGUACAGACGGCUGAUGAGAAGCGGAGGCAGAGGGACCAGGGGGAGGCGGGCGUGGAGGAGGAGCCCUUUGCCCUGGGGGCCGAGGCCUCCAACUUCCAGCAGGAGCCCGCACCCCGGGACAGGGUCAGCCCCGGGGCAGCCGAGGAAGUCCUCCCGGAGUGGGCCUCAUGCCUCAAGUCUCCGCGCGUCCAGGCCAAGCCGAAGCCCAAACCCAACCAGAACCUGUCCGAGGCCUCUGGGAAGGGGGCCGAGCUCUACGCCCGCCGCCAGUCCCGGAUGGAGAAGUAUGUCAUCGAGUCCUCCGGCCACACCGAACUGGCCCGCUGCCCUUCACCCACCAUGUCCCUGCCUUCGUCCUGGAAAUAUUCCACCAAUGCUCCUGGUGGCUUCCGGGUGGCAUCCCGGAGCCCAGCUCGCACCCCGCCUGCCUCCCUCUACCACGGCUACCUGCCCGAGAAUGGGGUCCUGCGCCCCGAGCCCACCAAGCAGCCGGCCUACCAGAUGCGGCAGUCUCUCUUCGUCCUCUCACCCAUCAAGGAGCCCGUCAAGGUCUCUCCGAGAGCCGCCUCGCCCGCCAAGCCGAGCUCCUUGGACCUGGUGCCCAGCCUGCCCAAGGCCGCUCUCCCGGCAUCCCCGGCCCUGCCUCGGCCCUCCCGCUCCUCACCGGGCCUCUACACCUCCCCCGGCCAGGAUGGCCUCCAGCCCACGGCCGUGAGCCCUACCUACAGCAGUGAUAUCUCCCCUGUGUCGCCCUCCAGGGCGUGGUCUCCCCGAGCCAAGCAGGCCCCCAGGCCCUCCUUCUCUACCCGGAAUGCUGGGAUCGAGGCUCAGGUGUGGAAGCCUUCCUUCUGCUUCAAGUAACGGACCCUGCAGGGAUCCCACUGCCUGGCAGGGUCCCCUCUCCGAGGGCUGGAUGGAGAGCAGAUGUGGCUGGAAGUGGCACAGAGCUGAGGGUCAGGAGUAUGGGGACCCAGGGCUCAAAGGCUGAUGCUGCCACCAGCUAGCUUUGUGACUUUGGGCAAGCCCUCUCUGGGCUGCAGCUCCUCCUUCCCUGCCACAAGGGUCAUGAGACUCCAAGUCUGAAGGAUCUGCAGUCCGAUACCGGAUAGCAGGGAGGGUCAUGGAGAGAGAACUCCCUUGGCAGGCCGAAAUGAGGCUGGGGGGCUUCCUCUGGCCUUUGUGAGCCUUAGGGAUGCCAGCGUCUUGCUGGGGAAUGGCCUAGAAGGGGACCCUAACACGGGCUUCUGGAGCAAACAGCCUGCCAGUGCCUCUGUGCAACCAGCCAGCCAAGGGUCUGCCUCCUCAGCUGCCCCAGCUCCCGGCGUCUUUCUGCCUGUCGCUGGCUUCUUACCUGCACAGGUCUCUCUUCCAUCUCUGCCUUCUGGACACCGAUUCCUCUCCGCCGCUUCAGAGAGCUUUGCCUCGGCUGCCACGUUUUCUCCUCUCGUGGCUUCUUCAGCUGGACAAGGACUUAGCCUGCCACUGCUGUCUGAUGCUUUUCUUCCUGCCCCUCUGCUCAACCCGCCUCCGUGCCCUCUCCAAACACCUGGCUCCACUUUGGGGAUAGCUAGAGCAGUUCAUCCCAGACCCCAUCUGGCUGGCCCUCAGUGUGCUAGGGCGUGCGAAGUCCCGGGGGAUCCCUGAGAAAAGGGGAACCCUGUAGAAGGAUGUGCAGAUGUGAGUGUGCAGUGAGAGAGCCCCCCACCCCACCCCACUUAUUUAUAUAGUCAGGGCCCUUCCAGCUAUGACAGUCUUCGAGGAUUGAGGGGAUAGGCUGGUGCUUCGAGAGAAAGGCCUUGUAAGUGAUAAGACAGUCCCCUGGAAAGAGACGGGGAGGGAAAUGGGCUGUUGCCAUAGAACCGUUGGAGAUGAGAGGUCUGUAAGGGCGUCCUGGGGCGUGGCUGCAACGAGCUGCUUCAGGAAGCCAGGGGAUCAGAAGCCUCGGCUGGGACGGCACAGGCUCAGGGUGGCCUAGAGACAGUAGAAGCAUGGCAGGGGCUUGGGCAGGGGCCUAGCAGCUUAGUGGGACAGAGGAGGAGACCUUAAGGCUUUGAGGACAGGGCCGGCACUUAAGAGAUCUGGAUUCUACCAGAUUAAUUCCGUGUGUAUCUUUGGGUCUCAGUUUCCCCGUAUCGUGAGGGUGCUGAGUCAGGUAGUGUGAGAUGCUCACCACCUCUGACACCUUUGAUGUGAUGCAGCCCCCAAACCAGGCUUUGUGGGCAGGGAGAGAAUACAGACGCAAGAGGCAGAAUUCGGGUGGAAGCUUCCCAAGGCUGGGGGCCGAGCACCACCCACUUUCUCUUCCCCAGCCCUAUUUCUGGGCUCCCCAGCGGGGUGAGGGGUGGUGGAGGCGGUGCCCAUGCUGGGCUGAGCCUGCAGUUUUCGUGAGCUCUGGGCUCGUCUCCAUGGGAACAGGGGGUGCCUUCCUAGUGAGUUCAUUCUGCCCAGAACUUUGGGGGCAUGCGUGGGGGAGUCGUAAGUGAGCUCAGCUUCUUCGUGCCUGGCCCCUCCCAGGACAGAGCGAAGCCCCUACCCUGGACCCUGCUCCCUUCUACCCUCCCCCCCCCCCCCCCGCCAGGGCCAGCAGUGGAAGAGGCCACCCUCCAUCCUGCAGCUCCUGCGGCCAGGCUGGCCGAGCUCUUCCCCCAACUUUGUUUUCUCUCCUGUUCUCAAUACACUCGGCCUCAAAUCUGUCUUGCUUCUUUCUUUCUUCCGCACUCCCUGGCUGGUGGUCAGGACUCUCUCCUUCCCGAUUCUGGCUUGGGAGGUGGGGUGGGACAACCCAGUUACCGUGUGGCGUGUCUCCGAGUACUGUUUGAAUCCGCUGCGUGUCUGGAUCUGCCGUGUGUAUAGAUGUGUGCCGGCUUGGAGGCAAGGGCUGCCUCUCUCUCGUCCCUGGGUCAGCACUUAGGGAACCAUAGUCCUGUGGAAAUCACAUUCUUCUGUUUUCUCCUUCCUUCAGAGUUUGGCCAAAAAGGCUGUGGAACAUAGGGAAGACCCAUGGCCCCUUACAGUCCAUGUUUGUUUGAGUUCUUUAAAAGUGGAAUUAAAAAAAAAUUUUUUUUAA